AUGGAAAGGGAAAACUGGAACGAGAAUAACGACAAUGGUUGUUAUCAGAAUCAAUUGUUGUGUGAUAAUGAUCGGGAUUCAGUUAUGAUGAAUUCUUCCAUGUCUUCGUCUCCUCCGAAGCUUGGAUAUAUUGAACAUCAUGUGUCCAAAUUCGAUACGUUGGUUGGGAUUGCAAUCAAAUACGGUGUUGAGGUUACAGAUAUUAAAAGAAUGAAUAGCCUUGUUACAGACCAUCAGAUAUUUGCGCUUAAAACAGUUCAAAUUCCAUUACCCGGAAGGCACCCUCCGUCUCCUUGUUUAUCAAAUGAUUCCAGUACUCCUGGCCCACCAAUUAAUGCGCAACGUGAACUGCUUGAAUCAUUCCAGUCUGUAAGAUUUAAGUGUCCUGACCGGAAGGUCUCUCCAGCAAUGAGCUCAUUACAGGGUUAUUAUGGACUUCAAGUUCUCCCUAACUCCUCAGAAAACGGUUCAUCAUCCAAGAACACGCCUAUGUCAGACCGACCCCUUAGUCGUCACCGAAAAUCCAAAAGCUUAGUCAAUGUCAUUUUGGAAGAGAUUAUGGAAAAGGAUGGUACAGCACCAGCUGGAGAAACCUGGGAACUUAACUCUGAUAAAUGGAAUGACAAAUUUGCACAGAGACGUCAGAAAUCUGUAGCUGACUUUACCAGGAUACCGGAGUUGAUUCUGAGGGAGGAUGUUGGCAGCAGUGGCGGUCUUCCUUCAAGAACAGGAAAGGGUUUAGCUCUGAGACAGAAAGCAGCCAGCCGAACUGCAGUGACGAAUGAUUCUGAAUCAAAUGGUUUUACACCUGUGCCAAUGGUUACGGGGGAUGGUUUACAAACUGAUAGUUCAUCUGGGGUGAGGAAAUCGUCCAGUACAUCUUGUUUGCAAGAGCAGGAAAACAGCUGCUCCUCAUCCAUUUGGCCAUCCUCAAUGUGGAAUUUGAAACCAGAUUUACAGGCCCUUUCGACUGCAGCUAUUGGAAAACCGAUCUUCGAUGGCUUGCCAAAGCCAUUAACCGGGCGAAGGAAUAAAGCUGCACUUGAUUAA
Messenger RNA from Vicia faba (fava bean), 1050 nucleotides. The record is from the annotation of a GenBank genome assembly. NCBI's taxonomy places the organism in Eukaryota, Viridiplantae, Streptophyta, Magnoliopsida, Fabales, Fabaceae.